Molecule: messenger RNA, 1080 nt
Organism: Hypoxylon fragiforme
Lineage: Eukaryota; Fungi; Ascomycota; Sordariomycetes; Xylariales; Hypoxylaceae
Product: guanine nucleotide-binding protein subunit beta
Exons: 5
Coding region: 1-1080 (359 amino acids)
Biological process (GO): G protein-coupled receptor signaling pathway
Cellular component (GO): heterotrimeric G-protein complex; cytoplasm
Molecular function (GO): protein binding; signaling receptor complex adaptor activity
Source: RefSeq, a predicted model, not a curated record
AUGGACUCGCAACGGCCGAACGAUGUGUCGCCCGAGGCCAUGCAGGCGCGCAUCCAACAAGCGCGACGCGAGGCUGAGAACCUAAAGGACAGGAUUAAGCGGAAGAAGGAUGAGCUGGCCGACACAACUCUUCGCGCCGUCGCGCAGCAAUCACACGAGUCAAUCCCCCGAAACCAGUUAAUGAAGACGAAGAGGACGCUGAAGGGUCAUCUUGCCAAGAUUUAUGCUAUGCACUGGUCUACUGACCGAAGACAUCUGGUAUCCGCUUCGCAAGACGGCAAGUUGAUUAUUUGGGAUGCCUACACGACGAACAAGGUCCACGCCAUUCCUCUGCGGUCAUCCUGGGUCAUGACCUGCGCUUACGCCCCGAGCGGUAACUACGUCGCUUGUGGUGGUCUUGACAACAUUUGCUCCAUUUACAACCUCAAUCAAAAUCGGGACGGUCCAACGCGUGUCGCUCGUGAGCUCUCUGGCCAUGCCGGAUAUUUGUCUUGCUGUCGAUUUAUCAACGACCGGAGCAUUUUAACCUCGUCUGGUGACAUGACUUGUAUGAAAUGGGAUAUCGAGACCGGAACUAAGGUUAUGGAGUUUGCCGACCACCUGGGCGAUGUCAUGAGCAUCAGCUUGAAUCCCACAAACCAGAACACGUUUAUUUCUGGUGCCUGCGACGCCUUCGCUAAGUUGUGGGAUAUUCGCGCCGGCAAGGCUGUGCAGACGUUCGCCGGCCACGAAUCGGAUAUCAACGCCAUCCAGUUCUUCCCAGAUGGCCACUCUUUCGUCACAGGUUCCGAUGAUGCCACAUGUAGGCUUUUCGACAUUCGAGCGGAUAGGGAACUUAACCUCUACGGCUCUGAAUCUAUCCUGUGCGGUAUCACAUCUGUUGCUACUUCUGUGUCUGGUCGCUUGCUGUUCGCCGGCUAUGACGACUUUGAGUGCAAGGUAUGGGAUGUGACAAGAGGAGAGAAGGUUGGUUCCCUUGUGGGCCAUGAGAAUCGUGUCAGCUGUUUGGGCGUUAGCAACGACGGCAUCAGCUUGUGCACAGGUUCCUGGGAUUCAGUACUUAAAGUUUGGGCAUACUAA